Molecule: messenger RNA, 1427 nt
Organism: Toxorhynchites rutilus septentrionalis
Lineage: Eukaryota; Metazoa; Arthropoda; Insecta; Diptera; Culicidae
Gene: NANS
Product: sialic acid synthase
Exons: 2
Coding region: 149-1288 (379 amino acids)
Biological process (GO): carbohydrate biosynthetic process
Molecular function (GO): N-acylneuraminate-9-phosphate synthase activity
Source: RefSeq, a predicted model, not a curated record
CAAUAGCGCCCGCAUUUACAUCCCAUGUAUUGUCUGCGACUAAUUUAUUGAGUUCAAUUUAUAACAUUACAUACUGUAUCGAGCGCAGCUUGAAAUAGACGUAGGAUUUAGCUUCGAUCGUUGUGUUUUGUAAACUAAGAUUCUAGUUAUGAAGAUCUCCGACAGAACUAUAGGCGAAGGCCACCCAGUUUUCAUUAUUGCUGAGAUUGGACAAAACCACCAAGGAUCGUUGGAAAUUGCGAAAGAAAUGAUACUGAAAGCAAAGGAAAUUGGUGUCGACUGUGUAAAGUUCCAAAAAUCUUGCUUAAAUUCAAAGUUCACGCUGGAGGCUUUGAAACGUCCAUACACUGGAUAUAAUUCUUGGGGUGAAACAUAUGGCGAACACAAAGCUUAUCUGGAGUUCUCUGUGGACGAUUAUCGUGAACUGCAACAAUUUUGUUUUGAAAAAGAAAUUUUCUUCAGUGCUUCUGCGAUGGAUCCUGUUUCCUUGAGUCAUUUACUUGAUCUCAAAUUACCGUUCGUCAAGCUAGGUUCAGGGGAUGCGAACAACAUUCCUCUUUUGAGAGAGUCGAUAGCGUCAAAUAUUCCACUGAUUGUAUCCACCGGAAUGCAAACGUGGAGCCAGGUUCAGUGGAUCUAUCGAAAUUUACGGAACCAAUCAGGUGCUAUACUCCAUUGUGUCUCAGCUUAUCCCACGCCACCAUCUGAAGCACUUCUGCGCCUGAUACCCAUCUACAUGGAACGCUUCCCUGAAGUUGUAGUAGGUUACUCUGGGCACGAGAUGGGUAUCCAACUCACCGUCGCAAGUGUGCUCUUGGGAGCGUGUAUUGUUGAACGACACUUCACACUUGAUAAAAGCAGUAAGGGAACCGAUCAUAAGGCAUCCCUUAAUCCCGAAGAGUUCGCUAAAUUAGUUCGAUACAUACGAACGAUAGAACAAUCGGAAAUAAACUGUGAAGUGCAACGCAUUCCAGAUGUGCUGUCGGAGAUAUUAGAUAAAGAAGAUUACGAUCGUGAGGAGCUUCUUCUUGCUUUGCAGUCUACUUCUCCCGAGGACAGGAAAUUACUGAAGUCGGAAAUAGCAUGUCAUGACAAACUUGGUAAGUCACUUGUCUUUUUGAAAAAUAUCUCGGAAGGAAGUAUUCUGAAGGAAGAACACGUCGGUGUUAAGGUGAGCCAACCGCAUGGAUUAUCGCCCACGUUAUACGACCGAGUGAUUGGAAAGAAAGUUAUAAGACGGUGCUGCAAGGACGAACCAAUUUCGACGGGGGACCUUGUGGAUAUGUGAAUUCAUACUUCCAAUUUACCCCAAGCACAGUUGUAUGUUUAAAUUUCCAAUAAAAUGCUUGCAUUUCAACUAUUAAAUGAUAAUUAAUAACAAAAUGAAUUUAAUUUGUAAGAGCGCAUAUUUUGUAGUUUUACAUCAG